Messenger RNA from Aspergillus puulaauensis, 594 nucleotides. RefSeq names its product cytochrome c oxidase subunit IV family protein (gene COX5A). The record is from RefSeq and is a predicted model, not a curated record. The transcript is spliced from 3 exons. The coding region runs from base 1 to 594 and encodes 197 amino acids. Gene Ontology annotation, biological process: mitochondrial electron transport, cytochrome c to oxygen. NCBI's taxonomy places the organism in Eukaryota, Fungi, Ascomycota, Eurotiomycetes, Eurotiales, Aspergillaceae.
AUGUUCGCUCCCUCCAUUUCUCGAGCUGCUGCUCGUAGCUCGGCCAUGCCGAUGUCUGCCAUUCGUUCCUACCGCAGUGUUUCAAGCCCUGUGGCUUGCCUCAAUGCCCGUCCUCAGGCUGAGAAGAAGUCUAUUGCUCCCCAGCAGACCCGCGCCGCCUCCGAGCAUGCCAUUGCCAAUCCCACACUCGCCGGUAUUGAGAAGCGCUGGGAGGCUUUGCCCCCCCAGGAGCAGGCCGACCUCUGGAUGCAGCUGAGGGACCGCAUGAAGGUUGACUGGCACCAGAUGACCAUCCAGGAGAAGAAGGCCGCCUACUGGAUCGCUUUCGGACCUCACGGACCCCGUUCUCAACCCCCCAAGGGCGAGGGUUUGAGAAUCUUUACCAAGGUCGUUCAGCUCUGCGCUGUCUCUGUCGGCGUUUUCUACCUCAUCCACGCCUUCGCUAAGCCCCAGCCCAAGACCAUGAGCAAGGAAUGGCAGGAGGCCUCUAACGAAUACGCUCUGCGCGAGAAGAUGAACCCCCUUUACGGCAUCAGCAGCGAGGGCUACGAGGGCAAGGGAUUCGUCCAGAGCCCUCCCCUUGAGAAGUCAUAA